AUGAAGGAGGAGAUUGCUGCUGCUGUCUUUUUUGUGGCUCGGCUGGUGAAGAGAUAUGGCUGUCUGGAUAAUGACAGCAGGGAGCGAUUUGCUGCCGCCCUCACCUCUGUUCUGUUUGAGAGCUACAAGAACCACUGGUACCCAAACGUACCCACCAAGGGACAGGCCUACAGGUGUCUGCGUAUGAACCGAGUCCAGCUGCAGGACCCGGUGCUGCAGCAGGCCUGCGAGCGCAGUGAAGUGUCAUACGAAGAUCUGGGCCUUCCCCGGGAGGUGACGGUGUGGGUCGACCCUGGAGAGGUGUCCUGCAGGUACGGUGAACACAGCACUCCGUUCUGUGUCUCCGUGGUGGACAGUUGUCGGCGUGGUGAUGGGGAAUUUUCCCGCCGCAUCCAUGAUGCCGUGGAGCGGGCGAGCCUUGACAUCCAAUCAGGAAGCUCUUCAGAUGAGGAGGAUGGGGGUGGAGACAACAGCAUGAGCAGUGGCAACGUUGGCCCAUCAGCUGUCUGCCCUGCUCCGGUCCUACCCACCAACCCUGAACCCAAAACCAUCCCAACUGUCAGCAACCCCAACAGCGUAUACCGGUUUGUUGAGUUUUCUUCCGGGGCCCCUCAGACCUGGCUGUGGGAGAAGCGGAAGGCCUUUGCUGGGGACACAUUCCCACCACACGCUCCUCCAGCUGGAGGUCCGACCUCCCAGUUCUCCGGCCAAAAAGGCUUCAAGUCCCACAGAGCAACAUUUACCUUCAGUGGGCCUCGUGUUGACAAGUACCACUGGAUCAGCAAAUCCCGAUCCUAGAGCGAGCCGUGCCUUCAACCUAGAACCAGAAUCGGGUUGCUGCUCAGGACUGGAGCCGUGAUGCUGGAUCAAAGCACCAUGUGAAGAGAAAAGUGUCAGGAUAGUUGAUGUAUCUUUAAAG
Molecule: messenger RNA, 919 nt
Organism: Seriola dumerili (greater amberjack)
Lineage: Eukaryota; Metazoa; Chordata; Actinopteri; Carangiformes; Carangidae
Gene: btg4
Product: maternal B9.10 protein-like
Exons: 4
Coding region: 1-798 (265 amino acids)
Biological process (GO): negative regulation of mitotic cell cycle; negative regulation of cell population proliferation
Cellular component (GO): cytoplasm; nucleus
Source: RefSeq, a predicted model, not a curated record